UAUCCACCAUGGUCAUUGAUUGCGCUUCAUAAUAGAUUACAGUAUAUUACAAUGCAGUAGUGUAUUUCUAAUGACCUGCCUGUUGGUCAAUGCUGGUCUUAACCAUACUGAGGUCAAUGCCUGUGGCCUGGAUGUGACUAUUUCGCGGGAGGAAAGUAUUUGAAAGGAGCGCAUGUUUUUCUCUACGGAAGUGACAGCGAGACACUUAUGGCGGCACUCUGUCCAAUUCCUGAUUUCUUUGAAAGUUGCGUUGACGGCGUCUAGUUGGGACCUUUGCCAUAUUUCGUAAACCAACUUAUUUAUCAACGAAACUAAGCAAGGUUAGAAGGGCAUUGUUUGCAUUUCAUAAAGACGUCUUUUCACACUUAGUGAAAGUCUAGCUUGCUAGGUAGUGACCGAGAACCAGUGAAUGUUAUUCGUCUGGAUUCCUCGCUUUCGUAUUUAAUGACGGUUUUGCGUUGUAGGCUACUUUUUACGUUUAAUUUUUUCAUUCAUUUUCAGUGGAGUGUAGCGAAAGUAAGAUUUGAACUGAGCCCACGAUUGCCAUUGGCCAGUGUCUACUCGACCUGCGGUUUCGGGAGGGAAGAGGCUGGGGUCCCGACUCAAUUGGAGUCGCUCGGGUUGUACCAUGCUGAAGACUCAUCACCGUUUACUUGGCAUUCACACUUUCGUCGGAGUUACAUCUAGAAUAUGGGGGUUUAUUCUGUACAUACUCAGGAAGCAUUUACGGACGAUAAUCCAGUACCAAACGGUGCGUUAUGACACACUACCUCUGUUGCCUGUGUCCAGAAACAGACUCAAUGCAGUCAAGAGGAAGAUUCUGGUGCUGGACCUUGACGAGACCUUAAUCCACUCCCACCCUGAUAGGUUGGUGAGACCCAAAGUGAGACCAGGCACUCCACCAGACUUCAUCCUAAAGGUGGUGAUCAACAGACAUCCUGUCAGGUUUUUAGUACAUAAAAGACCGCAUGUGGACUUCUUCUUAGAAGUGGUGAGUCAGUGGUAUGAGCUGGUGGUUUUCACAGCCAGUAUGGAAAUAUAUGGCUCAGCCGUGUCUGACAAGCUAGACAGAGACAUCCUUAAACGAAGAUACUACAGACAGCACUGUACAUUGGAUCUGGGUAGCUAUUUUAAAGAUCUUUCUGUGGUGCACAAUGAUCUAUCUAGCAUAGUCAUCCUGGACAACUCGCCUGGAGCCUACCGCAUCCACCCUGACAAUGCAAUACCCAUCAAAUCGUGGUUCAGCGACCCAAGCGACACAGCUCUACUUAACCUGCUUCCCAUGCUAGACGCACUUAGGUUCACCUCAGAUGUCCGAUCCGUCCUCAGUCGAAAACUCCAUCAGCAUCGGCUAUGGGGAUUCGUCCAUCGGGGUCGCAGUUGCAAAUGAGAACUUGUUCUCAACUAGCCUACCUGGUUAAAUAAAGGUAAAUUAAAAAAAUCUCUACUUGCACAUCUAUCACUCCAGUGUUAAUGCUACAUUGUCAUUAUUUCGCCUAUUUAUUGCCUUACCUCCCUACUCUUCUAGAUUUUCACACACUGUACAUAUAUUGUUUUAUAUUGUGUUAUAUUGACUACGUUCGUUUAUAUGUAACUCUGUGUUUUUGUCGCACUGUUUUGCUUUAUCUUGGCCAGGUCGCAGUUGCAAAUGAGAACUUGUUCUCAACUGGCCUACCUGGUUAAAUAGAGGUUUAAUAAAAUAACCUUACUCCUGUAUAUACAGAAAUUUGACAAAAUAAUUGAAAAUAGGCUACUACACCAGAAAGCAUUAUUUGGCCACAGAGGAUCAUUGGGUGCUUUACUCACCUUUUCACUGACGGUCGCAAUUUAACAAUCAUAUAUUUGGUAUUUGCAGCGCGCACUGCCCAAAUUACGAGCCAUUUCCGAAUGUAGGCUAUACGAUUUGGUGAGUGUGCAUGUUUACUGUCUUAUCAUUGGGUCAGUACCACUUUUGUUUGUUUUUGGACAAUCAUUUUCUCCAGGUCAGAUGGACGUCAUAUUGUAUUUAUAUCUCCCCUUUUUCGUAGGUCUAUUAUAUGGAUCAGACAAAAGUUUGUAUUGAUCUGUUUGCCAGUGUCAGCAGAGUAGUAUACCCUGUACGUUUUGUGGGCGCACUUGGGUGUCCCGUACCGGUAAGUAAUUCAAUCUACUGUCACCCCUGGAUAACGUUGAGUUUUAAUUGCAUGGAUCGGUCGUUUUUAAACCACGGGUUUGCAGAUUGAUUCACUUUUUGGCUUGGCUAGCUAGCUUUUGUUUAAAAAAAAAUGGAUCUCGACACAGUACCAUCUUUUUUUGUUUUCCCUGGCUGACAAUUCCUGAUAUUUUGAGAAUAUAUUUGAGGAAUCGCCUGAAGCGUGAGAUGAAUGGGAGACUGGAAUACAGGAAUACAACAGUGCUGAGGCAGAGAGCUCGUAGGGAGGACGACGCUACUAUUCUGAAUUUUGUGUGAUACGUUUUCUGGCGCCCAGAGCUGCUGAUACAGAGUGGAAGAGAAGUCCAGUUGCUAUAAAACUCGGGCUGGUUCCCAGACUUGCCCUCUACAAGAUCACCUGCAGACCCCAUCACCAUAUAAUCUACCAUCCUCGGAAAAUACAGUUUUCAAAUAUUUUGCCUUUUGCUGCUUUCAUGUGCUAUUCGGAACACGGAACCAAGGACAUUUCCGACUUGCUAACUGGUUGUAGUUCUACACGUACCGCCUUCAACGAAUCAGCAUGUCGGACAUUUCCGAGUUUCCUAGUUC
Messenger RNA from Oncorhynchus nerka (sockeye salmon), 2740 nucleotides. Its product is annotated as CTD nuclear envelope phosphatase 1A-like. The coding region runs from base 629 to 1390 and encodes 253 amino acids. The record is from RefSeq and is a predicted model, not a curated record. Gene Ontology annotation, molecular function: phosphoprotein phosphatase activity. The transcript has 9 exons. NCBI's taxonomy places the organism in Eukaryota, Metazoa, Chordata, Actinopteri, Salmoniformes, Salmonidae.